AUGCCAACGAUCUACAAGAGUGUCCCAUGCAAGGAGUUUAUGCCAGAUGAAGUUUUCGAAUGUGAUCGCGUGUGUAAGAAAGUGAAAUCGUGUGGAUUGCAUAAGUGCCAAAAGAAAUGUUGCCAAGAGGAUCAGCAUAUUUGUAUGCAGAUAUGUGACAAAAUGCUAAACUGCGGUAAGCACCGAUGUGAACGUUUGUGCCAUCCCGGUCAAUGUUCUCCUUGUACACAUGCAAGUUUUGAUGAAGAGUUUUAUCAACUGGCAGAGUGCACUUAUCCGUGUCGAAGGGAACAUGCUUGUAACCACGAAGUUACGCACAAUUGUCAUCGAGAAGAAAAUUGCCCACCUUGUAUGGUCUUGACAAGUAAAAUGUGUGCUGGGGGGCAUGAGACGAGAAAGAAUAUUCCCUGUCAUCUUGAGACAAUUUCUUGUGGGCGCCCUUGUGGUAAAGCUCUACGAUGUGGAAUUCAUGAAUGUGAUAAGCGAUGUCACCGUGGUGAAUGCGAAAAGGAUGAUGAAAUUUGUCCUGCAUCGGAUUGCAAAGAAAAGAUGACCGUUUUGUGUGAAUGUGGACGAAGGAAAGAAGCUCUUCGUUGUGUUGAUGUGUUGAAAAAUGUGGAAAGACUGCGAGCGAUUCGUGCCGAGGAGGAAGAAAAUCGCAACGCAACGGCUGCUGGACCAAUUAAAAUUCUUCGUCGAUCAGCAAGUAUGGAUCGUCUUAACAGGUGUUUGCCUUGUGAUAGUGAAUGCAAUCGUGUAGCCCGAAUCAAAUCGAUGGCUGAAGCUCUUGACAUUCAGGUUGAUGACAAUGGAGACCAACUUCAGUGUGCUCCAAUUACAUAUUCGGAGUACUUGCGCUACGUGAUGAAAAAUCAAGCGGACUUUCUGAUGUUGAUCGAGAAAGCUUUUGUGGAUCUAGUUCGUCGAGAUUUGGGCGACAAUGGUAUAUGUCACAACUUUAAGCCUAUGCGAAUUGAGGCUCGUCGGGCAGUGCACGAGUAUGCUGUGUACUUUGGAUUAAGCAGUGAGAGUGUGGACUCUGGCGCGCAAAGAAGUGUUGUUGUUACUGGAAAGAAGUGCUCUGCACGUAUUCCUACAGUAACUUUAUCAGCUUACGCGGCUCGAUUUCCAAAGAAGCUUCUCCAAACGGGCCCAAUCAACAUUAGCAGUGAAUGUGUUAACGCUAUGAUCAAUGUCAAAGCGCCAACAUUGACUUCGGAAGAACCUCAGAUGAAGCCGCUUGAAACAAAAUUGAAAGCUGUCCGCCGUCGCCCACCUCCAACUUUGCAAACGACGGUGGUGCCGAUCUCAAUUGCUAAUGCAUUUUCGGCAUUGGCCGAAGAAGACGAAGAGCAGCACGAGAAAAAAACUUCAACGUUCGAUCCAUUUGCCGAUGAGCCAAUUGCGAAGUCACACGAAAGUGAAAAGGGGGCUUUUACACCGGAAUCAUCUCUGGUUUGCACCGAAUCUUUUGGUGCUCCAAAUGCUCCCGAUUCUUGGGAAGAUGGUGAACAAGAAGUGUCCUCAGAUGUUGAACAAAAAGUGCCUCCAGAUGCUUCACUAGAG
Molecule: messenger RNA, 1566 nt
Organism: Mesorhabditis belari
Lineage: Eukaryota; Metazoa; Nematoda; Chromadorea; Rhabditida; Rhabditidae
Source: the annotation of a GenBank genome assembly